Molecule: messenger RNA, 2717 nt
Organism: Neodiprion virginianus
Lineage: Eukaryota; Metazoa; Arthropoda; Insecta; Hymenoptera; Diprionidae
Exons: 7
Coding region: 378-2339 (653 amino acids)
Source: RefSeq, a predicted model, not a curated record
GGAUUCGGUGUCUGUCACGAUGUUACCGUAAUCGAUGCACUGUAGCGAUAAAUGAUAAAUAUUUCAAACAUUCACUCGACGAACUUUAGGAACUGAGAAUAAUCACCAGGAAUAUUUCUUAUGCCGGGUAAUUAUAUUGAAUAUGCGAAUUGGCUUCUUGUUCACUUUUUAAUCGUGUCUCAAGCUUGACGAUUGAAUAUUGCUGAGAGUAGACCGCCGGAAUAUAUCAACGUCUUAUUAGAGAUGGAAUAUUUGAUGAGGAUGUUGAGUCCCGCUGUCCGUGGCUGACUACUGAUCGGCGGCAGAAAUCACGAGGCGCCGAGUAAGCGUCGAAUGGUCACAGCAUCCGACACUCUCCUCUCUCCACACUCUCUCCCAUGGACCUUGAUCCUGCCCCUGCAGUCUCCGUGCUCUUACUUCCUCGAUGGCUACAGCCGCAUAUGAAUGUCGUUGACGUAUGCUUCGGAGCUCCAGGAGAUUGGUCGGACAUUCUGUUUUCGGAAAAUAUGCCGAUUCAUGGAUACAGACGAACUCACAACAGUCUGAAACACGGCAUAUUCACUGUAACCCGAAACGACUUUGACGUUAUCCCAACUGAAACGUCCGCGGAACUUUUAUUGAGACACCAUGAUCAUUACAUCAAAACACUUGGAAAGCCAAACGCUGUUGUGAUGCACGUUGAUCGAGUUGACGACCUUGAACCGAUAAUGGCAAACUUGAAGUACUCUACUUGGAGAACGUGGAGAACCAGGAUACGCUACCUUCUUAUUGUACCAAAGACAAUAUGUAACGUGGCUGAUUGCAACAGAAUGUUCAAAGUCAUUUGGAAUUACUGGAUUCUCAAUGCCGUGAUACUGUGUUCGUCGAACGACACCGAGGACUUUGUGAAAUUGGACAGAGUGAAGUUAUACACUUAUAACCCGUAUUCGUCGGACCACUCGCAACGGUGGGAAACGGUUCUUCAAGAAACUAUCGAAGUCCCUAUAGAACCGGAUAAUUUUAACCACUCCUGGCACGUAUUCAGGAAAGAUUUCACCGCGAUCCAAUCUCUGGCAGACUGCGAGGUCUUGUUUUUUGACAAAACCCUAAACAUGGAUGGAUACUUGAUCCCGAUCAGUAUGUUUUUAAUUCGACCUAAGAUACUUUUGGACCCAUACAAACCCGGAAUCGGAAAAUGGAUCGGACCGGAUGGUUUGCUGCUUCGUACACUUGCCACAAAAUUAAAAUUCAACGUAGCCGAGGUCUUCAACGGAGAACCCGAUCUUUAUGGACAACUACUUGCAAACCGUUCGUACACCGGUGAAUUGAAACUCACGUUUUACGGGCUGUCCAACAUCGUGACUGACGGUCAUCUCAUGGGGGAUUUACCUGGUCUGGAAAUGACCUAUCCCCACUCAUCGACCGGAGUGUGCUUUGCAUCUCGUGUGGCCGGCUUGUACCCGCAAUGGACGAAUAUUUUCGUCGCUCAAAAUAUAUGGAUUGGACUUGGGCUCGGCACGAUACUGAUAACCGUCAUUCUCUAUCUGCGCGAUAAGUCGCAGGGUCUGAUACCUGCUCUUCUCAACGCCGAACGAUUUAUUCUUGGUAACUCAAUAAUUCGAUUACCAGAGUCCAUUGAGUACCGAUUAAUUUUUGGAUCGAUUUUUCUCGCGUUCAUCGUUAUCGAUGGAAUCUUCAGAGGUCGUUUUAUAUCAAUCCUAGCAAUCGCACGACGACUUCCGAAUUUAGACACCCUCGAGCAGGUCAAGGCACAAGGAGUGGAAAUCUACGGUUACGGGCCUCUUGUGGAUUUGAUUGACGAUCCUGUCUUGAAGAAGGGUUAUCACGACCUCCGCCCGGAACGUUGCCUCGCUAGGAUCGAACAAGACGGUCAACAGAGAGCCUGCCUCGCUCAAUGUUUAACGUUACCAGCUCUUACGGCAGAUUUUAAUAUGGCAAUCCACAAAGCUUCGACCAUCAUCGGAAAAAACUAUGCAGUGUACAUUUCAACACUGAAUUGGCCAAUGACAGACCGUUGGAACUUUGAUAUACAAAAACUGGUCGAGGCCGGAGUCAUUAACAAAUGGCGUGAGGACCUUGGCCGAGAUAUGGAACUGAAAUCAUGGAGAACGAAACGGGCGGCGGAACAGCCGUACUUCAGGCCAGUUGAGCUUGACAGCUUGUUUAGUGCUUUCGUCAUAUUGGUCUUGGGACUCCUAAUUGCUCUGAUCUCUUUUGCGUGGGAGAUGAGAGCCCGACGUCGGGUAACUGGAGAGGAGAAAAGAGCGUAUACACAGAAGAGAUCGACUGACAGGAAUACGAAACAAAACGUCGAUCAAGCAACAGCGAAUUUUCACUGACGAAAGAAAUCAUUUGCUACUGCCAUUUUUAUUGUAUUUCAGAUAGCACCUCAUCACUGUAAUGGACAGUUGCAAUAUGUUUUCGAGAUCGCUCACGAAAUGAGAAUACAUAAUUUCAUGUUUUAUCAUCGCUAUCCGCAGAAUAUCACUAUGCUUUACGUAAACUUUUUGUAUCGUGCACUGAAGAACUUUACGGCUAUUAAAGUGUAAUAUUUAGAUUGGAACACAUAAAUCUAGAAAAUCUUUUUUCUUUCCUUCGUUUCUCUUAUAAUUAUUUUGAAAUCGCGAUUCAGUAAUUGCUUGAAGUUUUGGGACUAAUAAAUAACUCUAGGCAAACAAUGAUGAACUUUUGUUUAUAUCCCUGAAAUCGGAGGGCAA